AUGAAGACUCUCGCCGUUGCCAGCGGGCUCGCCGCUCUGCUCCCCACGGCGCUGGCCUGUGGGAGCGACUCGUCGUGCUACGGCCCUACUAACACGGUCGAGCAUGUUCGCCAUGUCAAGCGCAUCCAGCCUGGAGUGCCCAAUGCGGCAUACGGACCCAAGGCGCCUCUUGAAUGGGGUCAGCUCAACUUUCUCCAUACGGGCCAUCUCAAGGAGCAAAACUAUGGCGCCGACUGGGGUGAUUUUGUCACCUUUUCACGCCGUAUGAAGCAGACGGCCGGCAACAUGGGCGUCGACCUGCUCCUGGUGGACACUGGCGAUCUGCACGACGGCAAUGGCGUCUCAGAUGCCACUACUAUCGACGGCACCGAGUCAAUGCCCAUCUUUGACGAGAUUGCCUACGAUCUGCUGACGAUUGGCAACCAUGAGCUGUACGUGUCCGAGGUGGCGUACCAAAUGUUCAACAAUUGGGCGCGCAAAUGGGGCGACCGAUAUGUCACAUCCAACGUCAAGGCCUUCAACCAGACGUCAGGCCAGUACGAGUACAUUGGAGCCACCCAUCGCUACUUCACCACAGAAAAGGGGCUGCGUGUCAUGGCCUUUGGCGUCCUGUUCGACUUUACCGGAAACUCCAACGCCUCGCAGGUGCUCAAGGCCGCGGACAUGGUCAAGGAGGAGUGGUUCACCGAUGCCGUCAAUACCUGCGACCCCAUCGACGUCUUUAUUCUCUUUGGCCACAACCCCGUGCGCCAGACAGACUCGUCCAACACGCUCAAGACGGUUUUCAACGAGAUCCGCAAGGUCCAUCCCACCACCCCUAUCCAGAUCCUCGGCGGCCACAGCCACAUCCGUGACUUUGCCGUCUACGACGACAACUCGGUGGCCAUUGAGUCCGGCCGCUACUGCGAGACGCUUGGCUGGAUGUCCAUGACGGGCUUCAGCUCCUCCAACAGCGGCUACAACGGAGUCAAGAACCCCCACGGCGUCGCCAACCCAACCCGUCCCGCGAAAGCAGGCGCAAAGUCCCCCUUUGUGUAUUCGCGCCGAUAUCUUGACUGGAACCGCCAGACGUUCAUCUACCACACCAAGCAGACCGAGCAGGCGUUUGACUAUGGCUCUGGCCUGCGUGUCACUGGGGAGGUUACCAAGGUGCGCGAGGAUCUCAAGCUGGGCGAUGUGUAUGGCUGUGCUCCCCAGACUUAUUGCAUCUCCUGCGUGCCCUUUGACAACUCGAGCAACAUCUUCCCCGGCGUUGUUGUGCCCGCCGUCACUGCUGUUGUUGUUAAUACGACUCGUGAGGACAAGUCGCGUCUGAUUAUUGGCAAUACGGGAGCGAUCCGCUUCGAUCUGCACCAGGGACCGUUUACUUAUGACGACAAUUUUAUCGUUUCUCCUUUCCGUGAUGUCUUCCUCUACAUCCCCGAUGUGCCAUAUGACCUGGCCAAGAGUGUUUUGCCCAAGCUUAACAAGGGUCCCGUCGCCAAGCGUGAUCUCGCCACGAUGCCCAUCCCCCGCGACUCCUGCACUGAUCCCUCUCUGGGCUACCUCACCCGACGCGAGAUGCGCCAGAGCCAUGGCGUCGUCCGUCGUCAGGAGAUUGUUACUUCGGGCUAUGCCACCACUGAUGACUGGGGCACCGAUGGUGACGACACAGAGCACACUGGCAUUCCCAACUACAGCCUGCCCGGCUACUUCCAAGCUCAGGCCAACUUCCCUGAGGGCAAGGACCCCGAAGUUGUUGACCUGGUCUUUUUCGACUUUAUCGAGUCGUUAAUCCUGUCGGAUCUUGGUGCCAACUACACGGCCGACAUGGUAAGCUGCUACAUUGACUGCAGCUUUACCUCGCAGGACUUUAUGCUUCCUUAUGCGAAGCUCGCGUGGCAAGAGAACGUUGAUAACUGCCCUGUUGCGCUUCAGUAA
This is a messenger RNA of Trichoderma harzianum CBS 226.95, 1920 nucleotides long. RefSeq lists its product as hypothetical. The record is from RefSeq and is a predicted model, not a curated record. The transcript has 5 exons. Gene Ontology annotation, molecular function: hydrolase activity. Gene Ontology annotation, cellular component: cytosol. Lineage: Eukaryota; Fungi; Ascomycota; Sordariomycetes; Hypocreales; Hypocreaceae. Gene Ontology annotation, biological process: nucleotide catabolic process. Bases 1 to 1920 code for a protein of 639 amino acids.